AAAUUAUGUCACAAUGUAGGAAGAAUAAAAUGUAUUAACCUUCCGAUUUGCAUCAGAUGCAAAUCCCUCUGUUUGGUUACAUUGCACGGAGCUGGAUAGCUUUACUGGCUUCACAUGUAAGCUCUCUACAAGCGAAGAAGACACCAAAACGGAAAGUACAAAGAUUAAAGAUGGACUUUCAAACUUAUGCCGCACUUAAUGGGUCCCUCGCUGUUCUUAACACGAUGAUUAUUGCAUUUUACAUUUUUUGCAUGAUCCGUCCACUGCACGGAGAAAAGAUCAAGCAGCCUCUGAAGCUUCUCCUGUGGACUUUGAUUGGCUGUACCAUAACUUACCUUUUGUCAGGUGUUGUGGCCUUCUUUUCUCAAAUAUCAGCUGUCAGCUCCAAGAUAAACCAAAUAUUUGAUCUGCUGAUGAUCUGCAGUGUUUCCACCAGCAUGACCUCCUCAGUCUGGCUGAACUUCUUCUACAACAGCCAGAUUGUACCUGCACACAGUGCUCUCUUCAUCUGGAUUAAAAACAAUGUCAAAUCCAUCAUCUACGGCUUUUGGAUCACUGAAAGGAUUUACAGUCUGCUUGACUUUACUUCCAUGUUUUUACUCUUUACUAAUAUUGAUGUAUCUUUAAUCAGCAACAAUCUCACGAUGGUUGAUGACAUGUCUGAGAACAAUUUCUAUGAAGAGAUGUUUUGGAUUGUGUUUUUCACACUGAAGGCCCACUUUGUGUUCUGUCUGUGUGUGAUGGUGAUGUCCAGUGGUUCUACUGUACUCUACCUGUGUGGACACAUGCGUCACAUGGCAGCAAACGGACAACCUGCGUCCAGUCCCAGGUUUAGGAAUCAGGUGAGAGUCACCGUCACCGGCCUCCUGCAGGGAGUUCUGUAUGUUUUCUCUGCCUCUUGGACUAUUCACAGUACUUUUCAAAAGGAUGGUAUUAUAUACAUCGGUUUUACAAUGAUCGAUUCCACUGUGAUUAACUUGUACAUGUCAGCCACUUUGUUCAACCUGGGAGCUGGUCAGGCUGUAUUCAGGCAGCGAGCAGAACACAUCUGGCUUAGAGCAGCUCAGUGCUUCAAAGCACCUCAAGUACAACAGACUGAUCAAGGAGCGUGAUACUGACGCUCCAGCCAGAAGACCAGGGCUCUGCUGAGAGGAACCGAACACACGCAAGAAUCUACAUGGAUGCAAACUUCACCUGACGCUUGGAAUAUUGAUAUAGGAGGUCAGAGCUACUUACAUGUUUUGUGUAAAUAUGCAUCUAUUUAUUCAUGUGAAUAAUUUAGGUUUUUAUGUCAUAUACAGUCAGAUGAUCC
This is a messenger RNA of Gasterosteus aculeatus aculeatus (three-spined stickleback), 1312 nucleotides long. The record is from RefSeq and is a predicted model, not a curated record. NCBI's taxonomy places the organism in Eukaryota, Metazoa, Chordata, Actinopteri, Perciformes, Gasterosteidae.